Molecule: messenger RNA, 5320 nt
Organism: Gigantopelta aegis
Lineage: Eukaryota; Metazoa; Mollusca; Gastropoda; Neomphalida; Peltospiridae
Exons: 8
Coding region: 909-2012 (367 amino acids)
Molecular function (GO): carbohydrate binding
Source: RefSeq, a predicted model, not a curated record
AUACAGACACCAUGGCUUCAACUUGUGGCAACGAGCAACAACAAAACCAUGUCAACCACUGGAGAUGAUUCACUGACACUGUUACCAACAGGAUUCUGUACCACCAGCAGGACUGUCUCUUCCUGUGUGGAUAGCCAAGUCUGUAAGAUAAUAAUAUCUGAAGGUGACCGUUGAUUGAUUUUUCUCCCAGUCGAGACACACAAGCUGUUGACUCCCAAGUUAUAUAGUGGCGAGUUGCGACACACAAAAAAUUGACAUGACGUCGGUACAGUGUACAAUGACGAUCACUGUGGCAGUGACAGAACAAUUAAGAUGCAUGUCAUGUCAAUGAAUGUGACACUGGAGUUGUAAUUAACAGUGACAGGACAAGGUAGAUGUCAUCAGCCAUCUCAGUGAAUGUGACACUGGAGUUGUAAUUAACAGUGACAGGACAAGGUAGAUGUCAUCAGCCAUCUCAGUGAAUGUGACACUGGAGUUGUAAUUAACAGUGACAGUACAAGGUAGAUAUCAUCAGCCAUCUCAGUGAAUGUGACACUGGAGUUGUAAUUAACAGUGACAGGACAAGGUAGAUGUCAUCAGCCAUCUCAGUGAAUGUGACACUGGAGUUGUAAUUAACAGUGACAGUACAAGGUAGAUGUCAUCAGCCAUCUCAGUGAAUGCGACACUGGAGUUGUAAUUAACAGUGACAGGACAAGGUAGAUGUCAUCAGCCAUCUCAGUGAAUGUGACACUGGAGUUGUAAUUAUUGCUCAGUCAUGUGAUUUAUCAACAUAAAUAUAAGAUUUGCACAGAGAACUCAACCGGGCACUCUGCUCAGGUUCCCACCAAAACACCGAGAGAGAUUUACCUCUCAAGACUGACACUAACAGAUCUGUAAUUGCAAGGACCAACAGAAAUAAGACUAGAAAGAUGAAGUGCAGAACGAAACAGAACAACUGCACCUGUGCCACAACAGUGAUAGUGUUUAUUAUGAUUGGAACACUUGCAUCCAUAGUUCAAGGUGACCGACUUUCAGCGUGUUUUAACAGCUCAAAGAAAUCCAUCGACAUCUCGUGUGGGGCCGGUUCAAUGGUGCGGAUCCUCAAGGCCUUCUAUGGUUACAGUCCCACAGAGAUGUGCGAGUUCCGGGAGGGGGACUGCAUCCUCCCUGAGUACGAAGACUACCCAUGUGUGGGGCGGGAGUCGUGCAGUAUUAACCUGCCCACCGGCAUGUAUGGGAGUCUCAUCAAGUCGUGCGGCCGAUACAGCAACUACUUCCAGGUGGAAUACGAGUGUGUCGCAGCUGCAGUAACACAUGACCUGUGCAGCGCGCCACGCCUCACUGAACAAAGCGGGUACAUUGCCACACCACGCUACCCCAACAACUACCACAAGCAGAUGAGCUGCAAAACCAUCAUCCAGGUGGACCCCUCACAGAGGAUUCUACUGCACAUCAUCGAUCUUGAACUGCUACAAAAAGGCAAGACAGACUGUGCCGACUGGAUGUACUUCAAUGACAAGUUCCACACCAUCACCCUGUGUGGACGCCGUGCCAACGACACGUACAAGACGUUUGGGAACUAUCUCGAGAUCGAGCUACACACGAGUGGACCCAACACUAGCAAAGGCUUCUGGCUGUAUUAUGAAGCUUUCCCUGCUUUGACAUCCAGCACUGACAGCAGCCUGAAGAUGACAGCCAAGCCAAAGACAGGUUCACAAAACAGACGUACCAGCACGUCGACCAUCUUGAAAUCACUGACGACAAAAACAACAGAGCCAACCCACACACCAAUACCAGUGUACAGAGUCACGCCAGCUCAGAAGUCAUUACCUUUUGCUGAAAUUGCCGGUGGCGUGAUUGGAACGCUGACUCUUAUACUCAUUAUUCUACUGGCUUUACUGCUCGUUAAGUGGAUAAAAGACAGACGCUACCAGCAAGACAAGGCCCUCUUUCUGGAUCAUCGAAAUCCCGCGUUCCGUGAGAGUGGCGACUUCAACCGAUGUAGCAUUGACUCAGACUACUACCACUGUUGACUCGUACACAAAACAGAGACAUAACCAACUCUCAUCAUGCUUUCCAAUAGCAAUGUAACAAAGACAAUCACCAAAACGUGUCUUGAACAAACGAGAAAACAGAAUCUUUGAGUCACAUGUCUAGUCAAGCUGCAGUAAAGGUCAAGGUCAAGGUCAGUCAAAGUAAGCAGUCAACACAUGUUCAAGAUGGGGGAUAGAAGAAGACUGCAGUAGCUAUGUUAUUAUACGAAUUCCACUGCAUACAGAAUACCUGUUUAUGUCAUCAAGAAGCAGGUGCUAGUCAACUCUAGACGAUUAUUCAGUGAAAUUGGACUCAAAAUUCAAGACCAAAUUUGAUGUAGAAGUCAACGAUCUGCCAAUUUCUAUCCAGAUUUAGAUAUUGGCUACACAUUGUCACUACUGAUCACAAUAUAGAGACUAUAAUAGUAAUGAAUCCUGAUGAACUCAGAACUGACACAAAAUUCUUAUGCAGUGAAGAAUUGGAAAGUAUUUUCUGAACAGUGACCAGUAUUUAAACAGUGCUAUAUAUAAUAUAUAAGGAUAUUACUUUAACAAGAGUAAUAUAUGAACAGUGCUAAUUACCUGUUGAGUGAUGGACCAAAGAAAUGUCAGUCACUGCAGACUACAAACGUUUAGUGCAUUCAGCUUUUUAGUGGAGAAAAAAAAAGAAGAAAGAAAAUAUUUAGCCGUCCAUAAAACUGGUGCCGACUGACCUGUGACAGAAACAGGUGGACACAUUGACUGUCUUUGCCAUAUUCAUAUAUACAGUUUACACAGUGUGCCAUAUUAUGUAUAAGAAGAGUUGUAUAAAGUGUACGUUGUGUGCCAUACGCAGAUUUGUACAAAUGUAUGCAAUUUCACAUAUUUUAUGCAAACAAAUGCUCAAUCAUCCUGUUUCAUAAUUUUGUGCUAUAGAUGAUUAUAUAUAUAUAUCUUUUAAAAAAUCCUGCAAUGUUUUAAAUGAAAGUUAUAAAAUGAUUUCUAAAUUAUUACAUUAUUUAAUAUAUUUACAAAAAUACCAUUUGUAUUUUGCAGGGAACAUUUUAUUCAGCAUCGUGUCACGAUUCACUACACAAAUUUCAGUUUGCUACACAAUUUUAAAAUGUUAAACAGUAGUAGCUACUCAAUUUUUAACUGAGCAACAACUGUCACAAAUCAAAAUGUUUAAAACAAAAUGUUCAGUUUUGACAUGAUUUAAUUUGAAACUUUUCAGAACAAGUCAAUUAAUGUUUUUUAAUCACAAUCGCUAGAAACAUUUAUUUUAAUUAUUGUAAAUGAUAUAUAAAUGCUGCAGGAUUUUUUUUUUUAAUUCACUGACAUGUACAAGAUGUAAAUAUUGAUACUUUAUUUAUUUAUUAUAUUUGAAUAUGUGCAAUAUAAUUUAUUACAUGUAUGUACCAGUGCUAGAUAAAAUAUGGAGGUUCUAGUCAGUUUAAAUGAUGAGAAGGUCAAAUGUACUCAGUAAUAUAUUCUUAUUGUGUUAACUAGACUGUAGUGAUAAUAAAUUAUCUCUGUUCAGUUUUAUUCAAAAGAAAAAAUAUAUGAAAGAGCUACAUCCCAGAGUAAAUUAAUUUAGUAAACAUUACAUACAUCAUUUUGAAAUUUUAAAAAUAAUGAAAUGUUAAUAUGUUUUUAUUUCACUUGAUGGUUCAUAUUUUGAAGAUACAGUCUGCAUCAAAUUUAUUGCAGUAAAAAAAAACUAAAUGCCAAAAACACAUUUUAAUGAUUUUUUUAAGAAUGACAGAUCAUGAUUAAUAAACAUUAAUUUUUGUAAAGAUAUAUUUAUUUCUAAUUUUUUCCAUUUUCAAACCACAACAAGAAAAUACACAAAAUAAUAUUGUAUAGGAUAGCACAUGCUUACAUGCAUUUAUUCUGAAAAGGCCCAAUGCAAAAGGCAGCCUUGUAAUAGUUAUCUCCCUUGAAGAUGAGAUAAAAACAAAAAAUACCAUUUCAUAUCUGUGAUAUUUAACAGCAUUCCCACAUUUUAAAUUAUUUAUUGUGCUGUUAUGUAAAUAGCAUUUGUUUAGACAUAAACAAUAAGGCUGACACUGCAAUACUUUGGAAAAUAGAAAUUCCGAAAUUUCUGUUCUUUUUUCCAGAUGUAAAUAUUAUUUAGUUAUUUAUUGUAGUGUAGAAGUGUACAUAUAUGUGUAUAUAUAAGCAAAGCAUAAUUAAUUUAUUUAAUUUAUUGUGUAAAUAAUUAAGAUUUGUGUGAACAAGUUGAUAAUUUAUUAAAGUAAAUUUGAAAACACAAUACAUUCUAUAAGCUGCUUUCUUAUCAAUGAUGUUGCAGUGCAACAAUUAAAAUAAAUUAAGCUACACAUAUAAUUUAAAGUCACUGUCUUUUUAGUUUUAAUUUGGUUUCUGUAGGAAGAAUAUCUAUUGAGGGGUUCACAUUCUCUGGCGACACACUUUUAUCUAUAUUUUUUAUACAGUAAGGCUAAAAACUGUACAUUUUCAUCCUAAAGUGGGAGUGUGUGGGGGGGGGGGGGGAGGCGGCUGUCACUUAUCUUCAAACAAUUUUCGAGUGUACAGCUAAUAAGUUAAAAUAUUAUUUGCAUUUGUUGGUUUUGUUUUGGAAACAUCUCAAACUGAAUACAAACCAUUAGCAAAAUAAAAAAAUCACCCUAAUUAUUUCAACAAUAAGAGCUUGAUACGUGUAAGUUAUUAUUUCUAAUUUUAAUUUUUAACAAUGUUUUUAUAUACAGGCUUGAAAACAAAGUUUCUAUUAAAAAAAAUGUUUUUAUAAAAGUAUCCUGUAAGCUUGUUUACAGCAUGCUCUUUUCCAUAUAAAGGAUAGUCAGCAAUGCACGAUAAGACAGUACAUUUUCCUAUAUACUGGUAUAGCAAAACACAUAUAUUAAUGUUUACCUCAGCCUUAAUACAUGUAGCUUCUUGGUAGUGUAUUAAGUGUUGGCCUAAAAAUCUGAACACUGGAUAAUGAUGGUCAACUAGUACAGGCACUAUUUUUACAAAAUCAGACUCUUAUGGAACGCGAUCAUAACAGAUUUUCAGAUUUAAUCAUGAUUGUUGUUUUUUCGGUUUUAAGGUCAGUAUGUAAAACAACUAAUAGGGCAUGCCUGCUAUGUGAUUUAAAUAAUGUGUGUUUAUAAUACAGUGUUAAUAUAUUUGCUGUUCAUGUGUCGUAUGUAAAUGCUUUGUUAUUAAUAUAUUUGUAACUGUCCUGCAUACAUGUAGGUAAUAUAUUUGUAACUGUCCUGCAUACAUGUAGGUAAUAUAUUCGUUUUCACGCAAACAUCAAUGACUAGACAGAAAGUAAAUUGAAUAAACAUGUUGAAUAUGCAAAA